Rotaria sp. Silwood2 is the source of this 1095-nucleotide messenger RNA. Lineage: Eukaryota; Metazoa; Rotifera; Eurotatoria; Philodinida; Philodinidae. The record is from the annotation of a GenBank genome assembly.
AUGAUAAAUGAAAAUGAUAAUUAUUUUUUUGGUCUCUUGUCACGUUUUCUUCUUACCUUUGCUGUUUGUACAUAUUGCUUUCGUUCGUUUUUUGCCUUAAAUUAUUUUUCACAAACAACAUUAUUUUUUACACUUGCUAAAUCAUCUUUUUCAGGAGCGUCAAGUUUUUCUGGUAUUAGUAUAACACCAAUGGGUCUAGGAGAAUCCAUAUUAAUGAGUCCUGGAGCUGAAAAUCAGCUAGUUCCAUUACCUGAUGAUUGGCGUUACACUAUUCAAAACAUGAUGUUGGAGGGUCGAAUAAUUCCUAUCCAUAAGGAUAACUAUAAGUUUCGUAAAGAAGUCGGUUCCGGUGCCUUUGGCUCAGUCUAUUCUGCUCGUCGUGUUUCAAAUCAUAAACCGGUAGCUAUCAAAGUGGUUACACUUGCCAAGCUGAAAAGUGGAGAAACAGAAGCGCUCGUUGAAUCAAUUCUUACCGAAAUUUCAAUGAUGCAUCGUUUGUUACGAGCAUCCAAACAUAUAGUGCACUUGUAUGAUUUUGACUUUCACAAUCAAACAGGUCUUGCUUUUCUUAUUAUGGAACUUGGCGAACAUGAUUUAGAAGCAGAACUAAAAUCACAACCUCGUCUCUCACCUGAGACAAGAAAACAAAUAUGGCGACAAUUAGUUAAAAUCGCUCUUGUUCUUCAUGAGAAUAAUAUUGUACAUCUUGACAUUAAGCCUCAAAAUCUUAUUGUGUUUCCUGGUAAUAUAAUCAAAUUAGUUGACCUUGGUAUCGCUCAAAAAGCACACCAACAUAGGGUUGGAAGUAAUGGUACCUGGUUAUAUUCGGCACCUGAAGUAAGACUGGUUCCAAAUCAUCAUGUGGCAUUGAAUACAUCAAAAUCAGAUGUUUGGUCAUGGGGUGCUGUUCUUUAUCGUAUGACUUAUCGCGUACCACCUGAUUAUAAACCUCCAUGCCAUCAUCCACCUAAAAAUCAACAUAAAUAUCGAGAUCCUGAUCUUGUCGAUAUACUUCGACAUACGCUCGUUCUUGAUCCAAAAGAUAGAGUAGGUCCUUCAUGGCUUGCUCGACAUCCAUAUACGAGAAAACAUUGA